GUAAUGUGUUGUAAUUUAAAUUACUAGUUUAAUAAAGUGGAUUUAUUAAAUAUUGCUUUACUUGCUAGAAUUAGAAUAUUGGAUAAAGAUUAUCUUAUAAAAUUAUAUAGUUUUGUGAUAACUCUAUAAAAUUCUAUUAAGUUAAAAUUUCAUUAGUGACAAUACACGGAAAUAAAUAAUAUCGAGUCAAAGUACAAUCAAAAAUUUUAUAACAAUUUUUGUUUAAUUAUAAGGCAGGGUAAAAAUAAUAGUAUAUCAAGAAGUUCAGAUAGAACAGUGCGAAUUCUGCAGUAUACGUUAGAGUAUAAGAUGAAACAUUAAAAUAAGAAAUUUUGGAACGUGUCAAUGGUCAGUGAAAUAUAUGAGAGACUGCACUCAACAUGUCAGUGCAUAGGGGAGGCGUCGGGAAUUUUAGAUAUUGUUUUUAUUAUUGUGCCCGCACCGGUUUCGAGAUUUACGAUUUGGAGCCGCCGCAAGAUGUAGCCGCAGCUGGAAAUGGCGUGAACGUUGAAGGCUCAACUCACAGGCAGGUCGUCGACCUGAUCAAGUCCGGCGGCGACUGUCUCACUCUCACUGUCAUAUCUGUCACUCAAAGGGAAGCAGAACGCCUCGAGCCAUGCGACGACGGCUCUGCCCCUGUGGGCGUCAUUGGCGGUGCGGCCAACUCCAGAGCAACCGUCUACCAGAGAUACGACUACACCGACAAGCGAUCGCUGCCCGUGUCCAUACCAGACUACCGCGUGGUAAUGGAGCGGAAUACUGGCCGUUCGUACAUAGCGUUCAAUGUACACAUGGCAGGCCGACACCUUUGCAGCCGGCGGUAUAGAGAAUUUGCUGCUUUGCACCAGCAGCUUAGAAAGGAGUUUCUUGGAUUCAACUUCCCAAAGCUCCCGGGCAAAUGGCCCUUCAACUUGAGCGAGCAACAGCUGGACGCGAGGAGGAGGGGCCUUGAACAGUAUUUAGAAAAAGUAUGCGCAGUCCGCGUGAUAGCCGAAUCGGACGCGGUCCAAGAAUUUUUGACAGAUUCCGACGACUCGUCCAACCCCUCCCCGGUAGAACUGAAAGUCCUACUCCCGGAUAAGGAAGUGGUCACAGUGUCGGUGUUGAAGUCCACCAACGCCGAUGAUGUAUACAAAGCGGUUUGCGAUAAGAUCUCAUUGCCGAAACACGUGCACAAGUAUUUCUACUUGUUCGAGAUUCAGGAGUAUAAUUUUGAACGCAAGCUGCAACCAAACGAAUGCCCUCAUUCCCUCUACAUCCAGAACUAUUCGACAGCGUCCAGCAGCUGCCUGUCCAUCAGAAAGUGGCUGUUCAACCCUGACAUAGAGGUGUCCGUUGUCCGCGAGGAUAGCAAGGCGGCCGCGUUUAUAUUCUGGCAGGCGGUGGAAGACGUGAACCGCGGCGUGUGCUGCGCGGGCGCGCGUCUGUACCAGCUGAAGGCGCUGCAGCAGCAGAGCCGCGCGGCGGAGUACCUGGCGCAGGCGCGCGCGCUGCCCGGCUACGGCGCCGUGGCCUUCCCCGCCGCCGCCACCGACUGCGCGCUCUGGCCCGUCGUCGCGCUCACUGUCGGUUGGUCCGGCAUAAAGCUGACGGCGGGCGGCGAGGAGCAGCCGAGCGCAGGCAGCGUGGAGCUGCGCUGGGCGGGCGUGCGGCACUGGGCGCCCGACGACGCCGCGGCGGCCGCGCGUCUGCGCUACUGCCGUCGCGGCCAGAACCACGACCUCCUCAUCUACACGCCAUAUUAUCAGUUCCUUUGCAACUGUAUGGAUCGAAUAGCCGAGGAGGCAACCUGGCGUGACACCGGCGACUAAACGAUCUCACAUCCUCAUCAGGUUACACUGCGUUACGCAAGAUUUGGUAGGAAUUGUUAGCGCUGGCAACACUGAGAUAGUACAAUUAUGACAACAACCAUAUUUUUUUUAACCGUUAUGUACCUACCAAGUAUGACAUAGUUGAUAAAAUUAAUUACACUAAAAGUAUCAUAUUAAAUUAUUUAAAUUUUCGCAUAUUAUUUUGUCAUAAUGCCAGUGUUGCCAGCAUUAACAAAUUCUACCAAAUUGAGCACGAUUCUUAUACUAAAAUAUAUUAGUAUUUAAAUUUAAAUAUUUAUCUAAAUUGUUCCACUUGAACUAUACUUGUCUGUAUAACUUUACAUUCAGUUAGUUGUGGUUAUUAUGCGGUAUAUCUUUAGGGUCAAUUAUGUAUGGAGUCGUUAGAUUUGUUGACGAAACGGCAUGUUGUAUUGUUCUAAAAUUACGGCAAUUCCCAACCGAAAUGUUGCGAAUUCUGCGAAGACUAUUUUAUCAUAAAGAAAUACUGCAAUAGUUAGAGAAACUUGUUUACGUUUUUGAAGCUGGUCUAAAAAUAUGAUUUUAAGGGCAUGUUUCACUUGAUCUGAUGUAAAAUACGAACAGACAGGGUUAAACAUUGUUUCAAAAGUGUUGCAAACUUUAAGCAGGUUUAUCUAGGAGUUAGUUUAUCUGUCAGAUUACAAUAUAUUUUAUCAGAAAGUGGUGAAACAGGUCUUAAAUACCUAUCAUACUAAUUUGUUAUGAUAAAUGUCCCGUUUCGUCAUUAUGUUUAAACUCAUUUAUAGUUAAGAAAUCAUGUACUUACAUUAUAAAGUUUAUAAAUUAGCUACAAUUUAAAUUUUUCUACAGGUCAUUUUCCAUUUAGAAUAGAUCGUUAUACAAUACUGAAUCGCAUAGCCAUUAUUAAUUUCCUUACACUAAACACACGCAAUCUAUUUAGACAUAAGCAAGAGUUAUCGGUAAAUCAUUUUAAUAACCGCCUUUACUUAUAAGCAAAUAUAAAUAAUUAAUAUAGCAUAGUGUAGCUAAUUUGUUAGCAAAUGUUUUUUGUCGCUUUUGUGAUACAUCUAUUUGUUGUUGUGUCGUUGCACGAAGCUGGGUGUUUUGUGACAAUUUACUUACUUUUUUUUUUUAAAAGAAAUUCAAAAAUAUUUAUUGCCAUAAUAUCUUUUGGAUAAAACGCAUGGUCGUGACGCGCCUUCGAUCUAUUCUCGAACCGUUGUUUAUAUUUAUACAUAGGCCGGGCCCGCAUCGCCGUGUUCUCGUGUUAGCUAACACAAAAACAUGUUUUACUAUCCGAUUAGGGGCGCUGCCUAACAGUUAUGUUAGAAAAAUAACAAAAACACGUUUUCCGAACCGAAUGGAUAACAUGCCCCGCGUUCGCGUGCGCGGAGGGGAAGCGACUCAUUCUGUUAGCGCUCACUGAAGGAAGACGUAGGGCACAGCGCAAUACGGAGUACACAAGCGUGAUAGCCGCAGCGGACGGGCGGCUUUCCUAACAUGUUUUUAUAACAUGUUUUGUUAGAAAAUUGGCGCUGCGGACCCGGCUUUAUAUAUACAAAUAUUUUAAAGAUAAAGAACUUGAUAAAAUUUGAGUUGCGUAGUUAAGCAUACAUAAGGACAGACAGACAGCGGGAAGCGACCCUGUUUUAUACUAUAUAAUGAAGUGUGAACAGUAUCAAAUCUAAAUAUGGAAUUGCAAAUUAGCUUGUCAAUGAUGCGUCGAUUUUAUUCGCCAUCACUUUAAAAUAGGGGCGAUAAAAGAAAGAGCAUUUUAUCCAUGAGGUUAGGGAUAAGUUUGUGUGAAUGAAUGUUAUUUAUUGGGUUAAUAUGAGAUUAGUAAAAUGAUAUAGAUUUAUUUAUGUUCGGAAACUUGUGUGAGAAUUAUUUUUGCAACUUAAUUUGUAAGUAAAUUCGCGAUUCGCCCAGUCGUACUUACUAUAACAAUCUUUACAUAUCCGUUUAAACAUUUCUUAUUAUAUGUAGUUUUAAUGUCAAUUUAUAUGUUUGCUUUAUUAAUAAAUGUGUCUGUCGCAGCGCGAGCGAUGUAUGAUGCGGGUCAUGGUCCUUCGAGCCGGAUUAUGAAGGGGCUUUUCCAAUAGUUUCGCAUCAUACGUCGUUCGCGCGGACAGACAGAAUCUACAUUCUAAAUGUAGCGGUUGCGUUAUGGUUAGUACAAAUGUAUAGGCAGUGACAUUUUCCGAAUUAAAUAUAACCUUAAAAACCUUUAGUUUACAUGUCAAAGUUUUGGGUUUCGUUAUACUUUUUGCUCAUCAAACUAGAUUUAUGGAUUCUAAUAUGUAUAAACAAAAAUAAUAUGUUCUACUGUAUCACUUGUAGACAGUUAAACCUAGUCCGCACGGGCCGAUAUUUAAGCGCGUUAAAAUUGCGUUGGAAUGGAACAUGUGAGUAUCCAUGUUAUCCACAUGGCCAAGAUUUUAUUAAAGAUUUAACUGAUAUUCCUACCGUCCGAUACAACAGCGAUAAAUGCGAUGUCGUCAGGAGAAUUUUUACGCUCGUGCGAACGAAGUGUAAUGUGUGAUGUUGACUGUUUAAAACUACUAUUCCAAUAUACCGCAAUUCAAUUUAUCUCAUUCAAUUAUAUCGCGGAUAGUCUCUCUCUCUCUCUCUCUCUCUCUCUCUCUCGCACGCAGACAUUUGAAUGAGACGGGCUGAAUCCAAUGUUGGAAUGAAUUGAAUAUGAGUGUUAUAGAUUUCCUUAUAGUCUGUCUAUAAAGAAUAAUACAGAGAUUUUUAACGAAUUAUAUUUUUUGCCAUUGCCACGGUCAAGAUUGGUUAAUGAAACAGUGUUGCCAGCCAAGAGAACAGCGCCCUUAUAUAUAUAUAUAUAUAUAUAUAUAUAUAUAGACAGACUACAUGUAUACAGUAUUAAGUGAAAUUUAAAAAUAAAGUGGGUGCCAUAAAAUGAAUGCUUUUGCACUGUAAAAUUGUGUCCGAAAUUGCUUUAUUUUGGUUUUAAGUCUCUAAAAUAUGUUUUGAGAAAAUAAUUUAUCUUAUCAACAUCAUUAUCUUAUCAAAAUACACAUACACAAAAAUUGUUCUUUAUUAUUUUAAAUACAUUGAAUAUAUUUUGCCAUAUUUAUAAUUUUUUAACACCACAAUUUUGAUGCGAUUUUCAUUAAUUUAAAUCGCAUCUUGGUAUAUUAAAUGUGCUAUCAAAUGUUUCAUUAGUGGCAGUUUUAUAAUAUUAUGAAUCAAUAUCUUAAUGUAAUGUUAUAGCCUGGACUUAAUGCUAUGUAACAUUCGACGGCUUAGUGGCGUCCCAGAAAAAAGAAAAAAAAAUUUUUUCUCUAUUGGCAAUGCCACUAAGUCUAGUAAAGCGUUAUAUAACCUGUCAUAGUAUAUGUAUGUUACAGCUAAUUAAAUUGGUAUGUUUGCAGCGCUUCUAUUGUGAUUGUUCGUAUUACGAUGUUUUUAUAAGAAUUAUUUGUAGAUGUUAGAUGAAUAUAAUUAUUCUAUGGAUCGGUAGUCGAUUGCAGUGAUGGGAAGUGACGAGUAUUAUACUGCCAUAAGUAAUGAAUACUUCACUCGACUGCUGUCUGAAUAUGUCUUUGAGAAGUUGUCUUUCUCUGCUUUGUGUUAGAGCGAGAUAGUCAUACAUUUGCUUAUUUAAGACAAAAGGUAAAUCACCUUUUCUUUUUAAAUUACUAUGUUUUAACUCAUGAUUUAUUGAUAUUUUAAGUUUUUAAUUUGAUUUUUGUGAUAUCCACGAAUUCACAACCCAAUCACUGCUAUCGCUGACGUAUUUUAAGUAGUUUUUAUCAAACUCUCAUGACAUCGUAUGAUGACAGUACUUUGUACUUAGUACCUAGAUGUUUACAGGCAACUCUGCCCUAUAUUAUGCCAUAAUUUAAGGGUCAAUAUCGGCAGAUAGGUCACGUGUUUUUUUUAAGUUUCGAACCUGUGUUGAUAUGAUUAUGUUAUACUAUAGUUUCAGUGAUAUUUUGUUUUAAAAUUAUAUUAGUAUAUAUGUCCAGAGUGUAAUUUCGCUUUAGUUGUGUGUAAUUAAUUUUCACGUUUUAACACCUUAUUGAAAAUUAGGUAAAAAGUGAAACGUCAUUUGGGGUGAAUCAGAUUAUAACGCGGUAAAUAAAAGCUCUGAAAAGUAUGUAUUUUUUGUGACAUGUCUGCAUUACAGACUAUUCAGAAUUGUAUAUUAUGUAUGUAUAUAUUACGAUGCCUCCUACAUAAUUAUGGUCAUUGGUCGCAAAAAAUAAACUUGUAUGAAAUUAACUUUUUUCCGAUAUUUCAAUUUUGUCACUAACGUAUACGCAAGAGUCAUAAAUCUGUUUAGGAAGUUUAUUUUCACGAAGUAAAUUUGUAUACAUAUUUCUUAACUAUCUGCACGUGAUAAAUAAUGUUUUUUACCAUGUUAGUAAAACAUAGUCAUAUUUACAUCGAAUGUAUUAUUUGCUUAUGAAAUCUGUGCAAUAAAGUGAUUUAUUCCAAAUGCAUAUGUAAAUUUUGCUAUUAAAUUUAAAUUGUGGGCAUUUCCUUCAAGUAAAGACUAAGGUAAUAAGACCAAAGUUGAGAUUAUAGUAAUCGCCAAGAUUGACCAGUGUUGCCAUCUCUAUCAUUUAGGCAUAUUGAAAAGUUUCAGUGAGUGAGAUGGCAUAUUGAAUGGUAAAAUUUGAAAAUAGUUCGUAAGGUUUUCAUGUUCAGAGUGUCCCUCAGAAAUGGUUGAACCAUUUCUAUCGUUUUCUCGCUUUUACUAUGUACACGUAUUAAGCUAGAUAGCAAUUAAUUUGAUAGCAAAGCUUACAAAUGCAACGGUAUUUUGAUACAAAUAUAUUUAUCCUAUAUAGUUUAUGUUACGUUUACUAGAAAUGUGUACGUUAUAUUAGGAGCUGUUUAGAGAUAUUUGAAUGAUGUUUACUGUUAACGUCGUAAGUAUUUUUGAGUCGCAAACUAUAAAAUUGUUUUUUUUUUUCGCACGUUUCACCCAAUAUCGGAUUAUUAAGAUAUACAGGGUUAGUUUGAAAACAACAAAAACCUCGCAGGACUCGAUAGCUUAAUCAUCUUAAAGACCUAGGAUGAAGUGUCACGUCUUUAUUCCUUAUGGGGUAAACAGAGCCGGGUUAAGAUUCCCAGUGCGGGCAAAUAUUUAAUAAUAAAUCUGUGAUCACAAAUAUCUGUCUGCUGUUCAGGGUGUGUUGUGCCCGUUUCUGUCUUAAGUGUGGAUCGUUGAGUAUUGUCCAUUUUCGGCAGUGGCUAUCCCAUCGCCUAUGAAAAGAAUCUCUAGAAAUUAAAAGUCCUUUCCCUUGAUUUGCUUUAACAAUCUGCAUAAGAUGUAAAACAGCUGGUAAAUUUUAUGUUUUGUGCCCAAAUGAUUAUGCAUGCAUGGAGACCAUCUAAUGGAAAUAUAUUUUUAUAACUAUAAUUUAGAUUAAAUCAGGUCUCCCUGAAAAUCAGCGUUAUUGAUCUAAGCAACCAGCUGAGUUGAGCGGCCUAUCUGGCGUAAAAUAAAACUAUUGUUUUGUUGAUAAUAAGUUUAGGCUCCAAAUAAAUAAAAAGCUUCUAUAUUAAUUCUCCGAUUGCAUGUUAUCAACUCUAUACGCUUUGCUGACGAAUCGCGAGGUCGGUGACGCGGCGGUGUUAGCGCAAAUAUAGACUUACGAAUGUCACGACAGGACAAACAAUACUUGAAAAUGAUUUUAUGUAUUGAGUGAUAUCAAAAGCUGUUUAUGAUUUUAACUGUCUAUUCCUGCGGGGUUGUUUUUGUUGUACAGUCAACAGCACAUCAAGUUACACUGCAUGAACCUCUAAUGUCGCGGUAAUAACGGCGAGUUUGCAUUAAAUUUGGAUAGUGCUGUUGACUAUACAAGUAACCUUGUACAUAUUUUAUUCUUAGCAUGCAAGAGAAAUGAACACUAUACGAUUUAGUCGAAUUUUUGGAAUAUAUUAGCAACAUAUAAUUUAUCAGCUUCGAUGCGUGAGACAACAAAGACUGCGACGAUGAAAAAAAGCGGGAAAUGUUUGGCAUAUUUGUGACGCUCCACGGGCAUAAGUACCUUAGGUACUUCUCUUUUUUUUUGUAUGUAUUUUUGUUUUUGAAUGAAUAGUUUUUAAAAGCAGAUAACAUAUAUAUGUGUAACUAAAAUCGAUCAUAAAGUACUUUUACCCGUGACAGGUCUCAUUUAUUUAUGUGAAAUAUUUUCACUUCAGAUUCACUGAUCCAUUUCGAAUGAAACUCUUUCAUAGUGUGAAAAAUUAUGCUGAUUUUACAGCGAUAAUAUGAAUUUAAGGUAUCUUGCAUGCUGUUAUUUAUAUAAUUAUAUAUUACAUUGAUAUAAUUUUAUUUACUGAUAACAACCGUGUAAAAUAAUUAAAAUCUUGUACAUUGUAUACAUUCCAUUCUGGGGUAUCUAUACACUAUCGUAAGGUUUAACGUGUGGUCACAGUACUUCGUCAACUAAAUCAGUAUGAUGUAUAGAUUUUGCUUUAAUAAAUUAAUUGUAUUUA
Messenger RNA from Plodia interpunctella (Indianmeal moth), 8294 nucleotides. RefSeq names its product Sorting nexin 27 (gene Snx27). Gene Ontology annotation, cellular component: early endosome. The coding region runs from base 381 to 1811 and encodes 476 amino acids. NCBI's taxonomy places the organism in Eukaryota, Metazoa, Arthropoda, Insecta, Lepidoptera, Pyralidae. The transcript has 9 exons. Gene Ontology annotation, molecular function: protein binding; phosphatidylinositol-3-phosphate binding. The record is from RefSeq and is a predicted model, not a curated record. Gene Ontology annotation, biological process: signal transduction; endocytic recycling; intracellular protein transport.